CCCAACGGCAAGCGUUGGGCGCAUCUCCGAGCUCCCAUGUGUGGUCAAUGGGCGGAGGGAUCUGUAUUCCUAGAAUGUGGAUCCGGAGUAGGUGAAGGAUGCAGCUGGGAAUGUUGUGUGGUGGCGGCGGUGGCUCCCGGACUUGGUGAUGUGUACGCGGCUUCGCUAAAAGUUGUUCAUUGCCGGAUGUGGCUCUGACCUUCACACGCUCGCAGUUCUCCUUUCACCUCUUUUUGCUGUUAAGACGAAGAAACGGGUACAGACAUGGCCGGCCAUGUAUCCCCUACGGUGAUAUUCAGAGAUGUUGCUGUUUAUUUUUCGGAGAAGGAGUGGGAUCUCCUUGAAGGGUGGCAGAAAGACCUGUACACGGGUGUUAUUAAAGAAAUUCACGGCAUCCUGAUCUCUCUCGGCUUUGUCAUCCUAAAUCCCAACAACUUCCUAAGAAUACAGCCAGAAGAGGAGCCUUGUCGGAAAAGUCGCCAAGUCGUAGGAAGAAAUGAAAACUUGAAUAUUGUUGGUUCUGAGCGUGGUAUGGUGAACCCUGAUAUUUUAUUAACCGUCAAGCUUGGUGAGAAGCAGCGAGUGAUGAACUCUUAUGAACAGGAUAGCAGAGGGAGCGUGUCAUUUCCCAGUACAAGUAAAUUUAUUGACAGAUUUGGAGAAUACACGGCUGUUAAGGAUGAGACGCCUCUUGAAGAUUACUCCGAUGUUGAAUGCAUAGAUGACACUGAACAAUGUUUUCCUUCAACUCCACCUGUUGCUCGAAGGGUUAACUUCCAAGAACACCCAUCCAAUAACUCCUUGCAGAUUGACGGUAAACAAGGUAUCAAAUAUGCAGCUGUUCAAGGGCACAGAGCAUCUACCUCUGACAUUAAUAAAACGAAUAUGGUUGCAGUUCCACAAAAAUUCAUCCUCAAGAAGCCGUACAACAUUUGUGAAAAAAAUGUCAUAUUGAAAGAAUUUCCCAGUAUUGAACCUGUUACACUCAGAAUGAAAUCAAAGGAGCCGCCAUCUAACAGUGAAAAUAUUUGUUUGGAUGGAAGAGAUGUAAUAAACUACAGAGUCGAUGACGAGUUGAUCAUCGAGAGCCAACGCAGCACUGAAAAAUUCAACCUAAGAAAUAUUCCGUCAAAAAACAAAGUUAAAAUUCAGUAUAACAUGAAAACCAGUGGAUACUGCCAAAGAUUAGUGAGGUGGCCGAUGGGUCAGAAGGAAGAUUUCACACAGAGGCGUUUUGGGUCAGGUUCUCCCAAGGAUCUCGAGAGGACCUUCAACUGCACUGAAUGUGGAAAGAGGUUUUUUAGAAUUAGCGAUCUUAGGCUUCAUCAAGCAACCCACAAAAUGAAAAUAAAACAGUACAACGGCUCAAUGGUCCAGUUCAGACCCCAGCAGAGGGUUGAAUCCAGUCUAAAACUUCCGGUUGAUGACAAGUUUCCUCACGCCAUCUCCAUCAAAAACGUUUCUGUGGCAAAGUCUUUAACAUGCGUCGUCUACGGGAAGAACUCGGGUUCGUCGGUCAUGCAAACACAGAAGACGUUUGCGAGGGAGAGACGAUUUGUAUGUAGGUUUUGCGGUAAACGGUUUCAGAAUAACAGUAAUCUUAUUGGACAUGAAAGGAUACACACGGGGGAAAAGCCUUUCGAAUGCCCGGAGUGUGGGAAGAGCUUUAGCCAGAAGGCGAAUCUUACCACUCACCAGAGGCUGCACACCGGAGAACGGCCCUUUGUGUGCAUUACCUGUGGCAAGGGCUUUGCGCAAAAGAUCAACCUUCUUACACAUGAGCAAACCCACACAAAAAAGAAAAAGAAGAUAGAUGGCAAACUGGUCCUAAUAAACUAAUCCAAUAUUUCACAUCAGGUUCUGGCUGACGACAGAUCUGCCGGGAUAACCGUAAAGUGCCUGGGAAUCACUUAAUUCCUAUUCACUAAGUCUACUUAUUUUUAAAUGCACACUACACAGUUUUUCUCGUCAACUCGCAGGCUAAUUUUACUGUUUAAAUCUAGUUUUUUUGGACUAGUAUUUUGCUGAAAGGUGCUACUCCAAGAAGAUAAGAUACAUACAAAAAGAAAACAAAAGAAAGUACCUCAAAAAGUGAGAAGUAUUUUAGAGAUGUCUAAAAUACGAAUCAUUUGUUCCAAUGUUUUUCUAGCCUUAUGUUCUAAGAAAGUAUAUAUAAAUGUUGUAACUAAUUUGUAUAUAACAGUUGAGUUAUAUAGAGCUCAGUGUCAGGGCUGGAAAUCUUGACCAUUUCUUCACUAGUAAUUUUUCAGGGGUUAAAAGAAGAAAAAAAAAAGCAAACAAAAAGACGUUCUCUGUAUAUACAACGGUAUAUUCUCCUCCUCCUCCAACCUUCCCCUCCAAACUACAAAACCUCAAUGAUACAUUUUUUUUGUGUUUUCCAAUAUGGUCAUUGUGUUGUUGAAGGGGGGAGAAACGCAAAGAAAAAAAAGAAAAUGUUCUCUAUUUUUAAAAAGGAAAAAAAAAAUGACUGCAACUUAGAGACUUGGUGGAGGAAAUGUUUUUGUUUCUGUUAUUUAUUGCAUAGUAUAUCUUUUUGGUGCACAAUUCGCCAUCAGGUCUUUUGGUAAAAGGUUUUAUUAUAUACACUAAACAUCCUGCUAUAAGGUAUUCUAUAACCUCCAGCCGUAACUUAUAGUGCAGUAGUGCUCCUGAUUUGUGCUUCUAUGUAGGCAAUGUCAAAAGAUGUUACAUAAACCUCCAUGUUUUAAUGGUGUGUUUUUUUUUUCUUUUAAAAUGUUUUGCCAACUAAGACUACCAUGAUUUCCUGGAUUGAAGACCAUGAAAUGUUGGAAACCUCUUUCCUGUUUUUGGUUAUUUUUCUCUUUAGUUUUUGGAGUAGAUUUUUUUUUAUUUUUUCCAGAUGAACAACUUCAUAAUACUGGGUCCUGUUUAUGUUAAUCACAGCAAAAUUGAAUUUA
Messenger RNA from Hyla sarda, 2939 nucleotides. RefSeq names its product zinc finger protein 569-like. Gene Ontology annotation, biological process: negative regulation of transcription by RNA polymerase II. Bases 265 to 1839 code for a protein of 524 amino acids. The record is from RefSeq and is a predicted model, not a curated record. Gene Ontology annotation, molecular function: DNA-binding transcription repressor activity, RNA polymerase II-specific. NCBI's taxonomy places the organism in Eukaryota, Metazoa, Chordata, Amphibia, Anura, Hylidae. The transcript has 10 exons.